Molecule: messenger RNA, 732 nt
Organism: Drosophila innubila
Lineage: Eukaryota; Metazoa; Arthropoda; Insecta; Diptera; Drosophilidae
Exons: 1
Coding region: 10-681 (223 amino acids)
Source: RefSeq, a predicted model, not a curated record
GCCAAAGGCAUGAGAAUGUUGCCACCAAGGGAAUCUGUACUGUGGCUGCAGUUGCUGCUGAUCUGCAGUUGCCACAUCGUGUUGCCACAUCGGGGGGCAAUGGGGCAGCCAGCUUUGCUGCGACGCAACAUCAUCAAGGUGCGUGCAAGUGGAUUUCUACCAUUCGAAUCGGAUCUGUUGCUGCCACUGGGCAUCUUGCGUCAGUUGCAGGCACAAGAUCGUGCCUCACGUCUCCUGCCCCCCUCCACACGCCGCAGGCCCAAGCCGAAGCCCAAGAUGAAGCAACAGGUGCGUCUGGAGCGUGCUCAAGCGGAUGCUGGCAUCCAAAUGUAUAAUCUCAUUGAUGACGACGGCGAGCUCCUGCUCAAUCUGAGAGUUCACAGUGAGACCAGCAACAGUAACAGCAAAAACAACAACAACAACAAUCACUUGGAUGCACUGCCUCAGGCCAGUCAAUUGGAGGAGCUGGCCACGCCCUGGCGUCCCUCAAAGUGGCGACCCACAAAGAGACCGUCGCCAGCUGUGACUUCAUCAUCGCCACGUCCAUUGCCAUUGCAUCAAUAUCUCAGCAGCAACAGCUUCGAGCAGCAGCAGCAGCAGUUGACGUCGCCGUCGCCGUCGGCGUUGACGCAGCAGCGACGCAUGUUUGGCGCUCGACAAGAUUGGAGAAGCUAUCAAUGAACAGGCCUCUAAAUUUUACAUUUAUUUAACUUAUUUUUCAUUUACAUACAU